CUCAACUGUCGUGACUCUUUGACAACCCAUCUCCGGUCGACAAAUUCAUCACAAUGGCUCGCGGACCUAAGAAGCACCAGAAGCGCCUUAGCGCGCCCUCGCACUGGCUGCUGGACAAGAUGUCCGGCACCUACGCGCCCAAGGCCUCUCCCGGUCCCCACAAGCUCCGCGACUGCCUGCCCCUGAUCGUCUUCAUCCGUAACCGCCUGAAGUACGCUCUCAACGGUCGCGAGGUCAAGGCCAUCAUGAUGCAGCGUCUGGUCAAGGUUGACGGCAAGGUCCGCACCGACACCACCUUCCCCGCUGGUUUCAUGGACGUCAUCUCUCUCGAGAAGACCGGCGAGCACUUCCGUCUCAUCUACGACACCAAGGGCCGCUUCACCGUCCACCGCAUCCAGGCCGAGGAGGCUGAGUUCAAGCUCUGCAAGGUCAAGCGUGUCCAGCUUGGCAAGGGCGGGAUCCCAUUCUUGGUUACGCACGAUGCGCGAACCAUCCGCUACCCCGACCCCGCCAUCAAGGUCAACGACACCGUCAAGGUUGACAUUGCCACCGGCAAGAUCGUCGACUUCGUCCGCUUCGACACCGGUGUCGUCGCCAUGGCCAUCGGUGGUCGUAACAUGGGUCGUGUUGGUGUCAUCACUCACCGUGAGCGCCACGACGGUGGUUUCAACAUCCUGCACAUCAAGGAUGCCAUUGACAACACCUUCGCUACCCGCGAGUCCAACGUCUUCGUCAUUGGCCAGGAGAAGCCCUGGAUCUCCCUCCCCAAGGGCAAGGGUGUCAAGCUCUCCAUCUCUGAGGAGCGUGACCGCCGCCGCGCCCACGCUAUCGCCAACUAAAUGUCUCACGACAUUGGCGAAUAGCAUGCUGGCUCUCAUCAGUUUCUUGACCUUACGGCUGGUGCUGAUGGUGACCAAGCAAACCCAAAAAAUAAACCACAAAACAGUAGCUGGGAAAAGGCGUCCUGUCUUGCUUAAUGGGCUUGGAUGGUGCUUCUUUCCGUAGAUUCGAACCAUAGCAAACAAAUGAGGGACGGGAUCACCGUCCUGUUUCCGAGUGAUAUGAUACCUAUUUAACGUUGUCUUUUCUUGAAUGAUUCAAUGACCGUACUUGAUUCCCAUGGCCUGCCACCUCUCCUCCCCGCGUUUGUUGAACCCACUCUACCAUACAUUACCUACCUUUGUGUCGUGUGACUAUCGAUACUAGCUAUCGCCUUGCGCCCGUCACAAACCCUUUCGUCCGUACAUUUUCACUAUUCACCAUGCGGCCCGGGAAUAUGUAGAUUACUGUUGGCGCAUUUUGAAGCCACAUCUAUGCCAGACGGCUCUCUAGACGAUGGCGUGGCCGUUCAACGAUAAUCUUUGG
Molecule: messenger RNA, 1365 nt
Organism: Penicillium brasilianum
Lineage: Eukaryota; Fungi; Ascomycota; Eurotiomycetes; Eurotiales; Aspergillaceae
Source: the annotation of a GenBank genome assembly